Impatiens glandulifera is the source of this 1837-nucleotide messenger RNA. RefSeq names its product transcription factor EMB1444-like. The transcript has 10 exons. Gene Ontology annotation, biological process: regulation of DNA-templated transcription. The coding region runs from base 44 to 1636 and encodes 530 amino acids. Lineage: Eukaryota; Viridiplantae; Streptophyta; Magnoliopsida; Ericales; Balsaminaceae. Gene Ontology annotation, molecular function: DNA-binding transcription factor activity; protein dimerization activity. The record is from RefSeq and is a predicted model, not a curated record.
UUAACAAGUUCUCACGACUGUAGCCGAUUCUUUGAUCUGCAAAAUGAAUACGGAAAAUGGUGAUUCAAGUGUUCAGGGUUUGCUGAAAAGCCUUUGCCAGAAUAAUGGAUGGUCUUAUGCUGUUCUUUGGUGUUUUGAUCAUCGGAAUUCUUCAAUGCUGACGAUGAGAGAUGCAUAUAAUGAAGAACAAAUGAGUAUCCUCAUCGAUAACAUGCUACUGCAAGUUCAUAUUCUUGGAACUGGAAUCGUGGGUCAAACUGUUUCAUCAAUGAAAAACAGAUGGAUGUUCUCAGAUGAUGAUGAUUGUAUUGAACAAAAUUCAAUUUUUAUCAACAAUCAGGAUGUUCUUCAGAUCCAGAAUGAUAGAGAUGAUAUUCAUUGCCAAUUUUCCUGUGGAAUAAAGACAAUUGCUUUGAUCCCUUUGGAAAUGCAAGGAGUGGUGCAAUUCGGGUCUACCCAGAAGAUUUACGAGACACAAGAGUUUGUUUCCCAGACAAAGCAAAUUCUUAUGGCUAAUGAAACAACAAACAUUGCUGCUGGUGCUGGAUUUAAUGUUUUGGAAAAGACACUAUCUAAUAAUUCAUCUUCAAACAGUGAUAUCUUUGAUGAAGUAUUUACUUCAUUAAUCUCAUCUACAAAAGAAGAUUUCUCUGAUUUCUUUUCUUUCGGAUCAGAUCUUCAAUUACCCGGUUCAUUUCAUCCUGAAACCGACCCUUUUCUUCAUUCUGUAUCUUCCUCCAAUCUGUUUGAUCUUCUUCCUUCAUCUGCUGUUCCAUUCAUCAAUCAAGAACAUUCUGAACAAAUGACUUCAUUUUAUUCUGUUCCGAAUGAGGGAUUUUCAAACAAAUCAAUUGACUUGUUUGAUGGACUGAUGCCAUUGAACAAUGAGAAUUGCCUGGAUUUUGGUGAUAACUUGGGAUUCUUAUCAAAUGAAAGCAUGAACUCAAUAUUCAGGGAAACAGAACAGGACUUAGUUUCUUCUUCUGUCAUCUCUAAUUAUAUUCCCAACAGAACUGUAAAUUGCAUUUCGCCUCCCAAGAAGUCCAAAGAAGAACCCUUAAGAAAUAUUAAGAAAAGGGCCAAACCAGGAACUCGACCAAAGCCUAAGGACAGAGUCCAAAUUCGCGAACGGAUUGCAGAGUUAAGAAAACUAGUUCCAAAUAGUGCAAAGACGAGCAUUGAUUCUUUGUUGGCUCAAACCGUCAAACACGUGCUGUUCUUAGAAGGUAUAACAAAGCAUGCAGAAACCAUGAAACGAGCCAAUGAGCAAAAGGACAGGCAGUCGAUGACUGAGCCUAUUUGUGUAAAAGACCUUAAUUCCCCUGGACAGAUGAUGAUAGAGAUACAUUUCGAAGAAACUGAUUGCUUUGCUGACAUAGUAGAGAUCAUUAACGGUUUUGACUUGACGAUUUUGAAAGGAAAUAUGCAAACAAAAGGAAAUAAAUUACGGGCAUGCUUUGUUGUUGAGGCCGAGGCAAACAGACACAUUACGAAACAACAUAUAUAUGUGUCCCUUCUUCGGUUCCUCGAUCAGAAAGCUUCAAGUAAUAUGAAUGUAGCGGAUGAUCGGUUUUCUUACAAUUGGCAUCAAACGGUCGGAUCAUAUCAUUUCAACUUGGCCGAGGCUCUUUUCUGAUGAAACAAAUAGAAAGAUGAAGGAUUGCUAGCUAGAAGAAAGGAUCUGAUAGUUAUAAGUGUAAGUUGUAAAGGGAAAAGAUUAUUACUAAUGCUAAAAUUAUUUACAGAACAGUCAAUUUUGAAGAAAUUUACUAAGCACCAUUGUAUCAGCUUAUGAGAAAACUUCAAUAAAUCGAUAAUAUGAGUUUUUACGAGGAAA